AUGUACUCCGGUAUAACAUAUACACAGUGCGAGUCUCAGUUCAUUGUAACCAACACACAAGAAGUGAACCGAGCUAAUGAGACAGAGAUAGCAGCUGUAGACGAGCUAAUUAAAAUAAAGAAAGAAAGAGACGAUUUGAGAUGUAAAUUGGAAGAGAACAAAAUGAAGGUGAUAGAUUUGGAAAUUGAACUGAACGAAUCGUCGCUUAUUCUUUCUGAGGUGCUCAAAAUUUCCGAUGGUCGAGAACUGAGCGAGGUUAAACGGAGUAAAAGUUAUUUCGAACUGCAAAAGAGUGGUAAGGUAGUGGAUAGGCUUGACAAAAGGAGAUUCAGUAGGAGUUACAAUGAUUUAGAUAUGGUAACAUAUGAUAGAAGUGGAAACGAUCCACCCAAUGUACACAAACUGAGCAGAAAGAUAUCUGAUCUAUCUAAAGAAAUUGGUAUAAAGAAUUCUAAAAUCAUAGAACAACAGAGAUGUAUAUCAAUAUUAGAAGAGGCAUUGAGGGAAAAUAACAAUAUAACAGAAUUUGAACAACUUCUAGCAGUGGUUAGAAGCAAAGAUGAAAGAAUUAAUGAGUUGGAACAGAUUAUCAAUAAGAAAGGAACAACAACUGCCGACUACAGAGAUAACAGGAUACUAGAAUUGGAAGACGCUCUUAAAGAAUCUUUUUUGAUCGCUACUGAAAGGGAGAAGGUAUUUUAUGAAGAAGAACAGAGAAGAAUUGAAACAUUGAAGAAGAUGAAAAAAAUGGAGCAACGUAUUCGAUCGCUGCAGAACGCUUCAGCGCUAAAUUGCGAGACGUGUACCUCAGUAUUGAAGCGGUUCAAACAAUUGGAGUGUUCACUUCAGCGCUGCAAAGCGAUGCGCGAUGCAGCACUGCGUCAAUUGUCACGCGUGAUUCAAGACAUCCUAGAAUGUUCUAUCACAGAGAAAGAUUCCCAGAUAGCAGAAUUAGAGGUGAAAGGAGUACUGGAUGAGAAUGAAACAGCAAAAUGCGAUGCUCUGAAGAUCGAGCGAGACAGACUGCUCAAUAGACUUAAGACCGAGAACGAGAGAAUAUUGGAACUCCAACGAGAAGAGUACCAGGCUCAUAUGAAUCAAGAGGAGUGUCAUACACGAGUACCAGUCGACAUCACGUUGGCCGACGACGUCAUUGCCGUCUGCGACGAUAAUGUAAUUGUCUGGGAGGAGGACAUCCCCGCAACAGUGCUCUGACGUCACAAAAAGCUAAGUCAAAACGUAAAUGUGUUUGUGGCCUUAGCCUCAUUACCGCACUUGUCACCACCAUCACUCGCUACCUUACCAACCAUCAUUGCUUCUCACUCCAGCAUACAGCCAAAGAAAUUAAAAAAAAAAAAUAUAUCGCCCCGCUUGCAAUAUCUGAACAUGUUCUCUUUCAAAUUGAAUUUCGAAUCGUGCCAUUGAACCAAAGAUGUCUUUUUUUUAAUUAUAAUUUAUAGUCUGUAAAUAAAAUUGUUUUCUUUUUUAAUUUUCGUUGUUUUAUUUUUCUUCAUUCUUAAACAAAAAAAAAGAACAUGAAUGUUGUGUGUUGUUUAUUUUUUUUUAUUUUGUUUCAUAAAACUGAGGUAUCAAAAUUGAAGAUAAGCGAAUGAUAUUUUUUUAUCUGAAUCGAAUGAAAUGGAACCAAUUAUUUAUCUAUACUAAUUAUUGCACUUGUUAAACAAAAUGUAUACCUAAUAGAGCAAUAAUUUAAUCUAACCAAUACUCUAGUUGAAACCACGCUCGGUGUCUAUUUUUAUCUUGAACUAGUCAAAUCUAUUUAAAGAAAUUUAUUAUAAUAACAUUAUUUAUCAUGGGAGAUAUUGUUUAACCGAUAUAUUUAUAAUGUUAUCCGUAAUUUAAUUCAAAUAUAGAUAGUUUCACUUCGCUAUGCGAGGGGCAUAGCUCCAUACCCCUAUAGUGUGUACCUAUCAAAUUAUUUGGUUUUAGAAAAAAAACUAUUUACAUGUACUACUACACGGCGAUAUACUUAGUUAGAUAAAAUAUCAUAAAUAACGCUGUCCAGCGUUCCGUUCAGUAUCAUUAGGUUAUUAUUUGCCUGUCACUUGCUAGCAGUAAAAUAUAUCUGGUUAAAAUAGGAAUAUUUUUCAGAAACAUAUCAUGCGCAAACUUAACAUACAAAGCUGACGGGCGGCAUAUCAUUUUCGUGUAAGCUUCUUAAACUGACCUUAGAAUUGUUAUUCGUGUUCGGACUGUAUGUGAGACGCUUGUAAAAUGUCAAAAAUAAGCACUGCCUUACAUUCUAAGUAAAUUAAUGAGCGAUAAUGAGAACUUUAGACGUCCGCUCUCUCCGACUGAUGGCGUUGGAAUGACAGUGAGUAGUGCGAGAUCUUAAACUUCCUUUACGGCAGCUAUGUUAAAAGUACCCACAAAAAUAAAUUACCUAAUUAUUGUGAGCUUUUUAUAAUAUCUUUACAACAGUAUUGUAUUUGUGAUAAAUAGAUAUCCAUUAACGAAAUCCAAUUUGUGAAACAAAUAAAAUAUAUUUUUAACUCCCUCUCUUUAAAUCCGUAACAAUAAUUUAUACAUCUAGUUAAGUACCGUUCGUUGAUUAAGCCACAUUUGUACCAAGCUUGUUGCUGUUUUAAGCAAUUGUUUUUAAUAAAUAAAAUUUAAAAAAAAAGCCAAAUUUCAUAAAUUGGAUUGUCGCAUUAGAAGUACAACAUCGAAAUAUUCCUUGAUACUUUGUCUUUAAGGACAACGGUCACUAGUUUGAGAAGAAACCCCUUGAUGACAAAACUAAAAAAAAUUGGUUGACCUUUGUCCUUGGCCUAUAGGCUCUGCUCCUUCGAUUUCUCUGUAAAAAAAAACUUGUUAUGUUAUUAAAUUCACAGAUAUUAUAGAGUGUUGGCAAAUUUAUGGCUUUUUAUACACAGUCGCUGAUUGUAGUGUGUAUUUGUAUGGUAGGCCGGGUUGUAUAGUGAGCCGCAACGUUCCGUCGACAACACAAUUUGGUCGGAUUAUAAAAUCACAAGGUCAUUUUCUAGUUACCAUUUCAAAUUCGAUAGAACGCUGCGGCUCCGGGCGACUUUUUUCCGUAACGACUCAAGUGUGUAGUAUGUCGAUCAAAUCACAAUAAUUAAGUACUAUGGUAUUAACGUAAAUGAUAUUAGUUACUUGUUACGUAAAUAACGGUAUAAGUGACAGUGGAUCGCCAUGUUUGACACGUUGUAUUGACAGAAAUUAUGCUGAAAAUAUAAAAUACAUGUUCUUUGAAAAUAUAAUAUCUUCAUAUACGGAACGG
Messenger RNA from Galleria mellonella (greater wax moth), 3265 nucleotides. RefSeq names its product ERC protein 2-like. The coding region runs from base 1 to 1215 and encodes 404 amino acids. The transcript has 6 exons. NCBI's taxonomy places the organism in Eukaryota, Metazoa, Arthropoda, Insecta, Lepidoptera, Pyralidae. The record is from RefSeq and is a predicted model, not a curated record.